Messenger RNA from Ochotona curzoniae (black-lipped pika), 2129 nucleotides. RefSeq names its product EF-hand calcium binding domain 7 (gene EFCAB7). The record is from RefSeq and is a predicted model, not a curated record. Gene Ontology annotation, molecular function: calcium ion binding. Bases 12 to 1901 code for a protein of 629 amino acids. NCBI's taxonomy places the organism in Eukaryota, Metazoa, Chordata, Mammalia, Lagomorpha, Ochotonidae. The transcript has 14 exons.
CUGGAAUUAGGAUGGCCAGUGGUCCUGGAAGUGAUGCUGCUUCUGCCAGUCAGAAACCGAUGCCUUCAGAGAGUCCUCGAACAAAGAAACAUACAUUAACUGAAGAGAAGUUAUUUUAUAUGAAUUGCCGAGCUGCCUACCUCACUGUCUUCAAAAGCAGCUUAGAAAACAUUGUUUCUAAAGAGCAACUAUACUUAGCUCUUCAACAUGCAGGAAGAAAUCCAUCGCAAAAGACCAUUAAUAAAUAUUGGACGCCUCAAACAGCCAAACUGAAUUUUGAUGAUUUUUGCAUGAUUUUAAGGAAGGAAAAACCCACUUCAAAAGCAGAACUGUUAAAAUCAUUUAGGCAAUUAGAUAUAAAUGAUGAUGGCUAUAUUUUACACAAUGACCUUUAUAAAUUUCUAACAAAGAGAGGGGAAAAGAUGACCCGAGAAGAAGUAAAUGCCGUAAUUAAUUUGGCAGAUGUAAAUGCUGAUGGAAAGUUUGACUACAUUAAGUUUUGUAAAUUAUAUAUGACAACCAAUGAGCAAUGUCUCAAGACUACGCUGGAGAAACUGGAGGUUAAUAGUAAACUGAGGCGUCAACAGUUUGGAAGCCAUAUCGAAGGAUCUCCUGAAAGAGACGCAUCACCACUACCAAAGCCUUCACCUAGAAUCUUAAGAAAAACAGAUCCAGAGUCAUUCUCAAACAAAGGUGGUCCUAGGAAUCCUUUGCUGUCAAGCACCAGAAAGUUCAAAACGUCUGUUUCUCUCACAGUUACCAUGAGUGCUAAUAGUCACCAAAACCCAAAGUUAACUGAGCCAAAUUUAAUAAAGGAGUGGCAAUGUGUACAGUCAAAGGGUUGCUUUUUCUUAGAGGAAGAUGGUAAAAUCAUUAGUCAUCAAUACAAGAUGCACCUAGCUGAGAAGUCCAUGGUUUAUCUAACAAUUAAGCCAUUAAACCUGAGUCAGGUUGAAGGAAAGUCAUCUCCUUGGUUAUCUGUUGAUACAACUUUAUAUAUUUUGAUGGAACAUGAGAAUCCAACAAAUCUACAGCCCAUGUAUUUUACUGAGCUACGAAAUAGAGAGGUGUUUGGAUGGACUGGUGAGCUGGGACCUGGGAUUUACUGGUUAAUUCCUUCCACAACGGGCUGUAAGCUAAAGAAAGAAACAAAACCGGUAGCAGAAGAAGCUCUGCUUGUUAGUAGAGAUGAAACAGGGGAAUUAUUUCUUACGAAGGAAUUUAGGUCAGCUUUAUCAGAUAUAUUUGAAGUGAUUGAUUUGGAUGGAAAUGGUCUACUUAGCCUGGAGGAAUAUAAUUUUUUUGAAUUAAGAGCAAGUGGUGAGAAAUGUGAUGAAGAUGCUUGGGCUGUUUGUAGAGAGAAUUUUGAAACAAAGAAGAAUGAACUAACCAGACAAGGAUUUAUGGAGUUGAAUCUGAUGGAAGCCAAUGACCGAGGAGGUGAUCCCCAGGACCUGUGGGUGAUCCUACACUCGAUGGGCUACAAUAGAGCCCUGAAGCUGACGGAGGCUUGCCCAUUUGUUAUUGAGAUCCAUGCAGAAAAGUGCAAGCCAAGAAUUAAAGCUGUCCGUAUGGAGACAUGUAGUGGGCAGCUUGAGCAGAUCAUAUGUAAAUUUGUUCUUAACAAGGGUGAUGCCAAAUUAAUGGAUGGCUAUGAAAACAUAAUUGUAUAUACUUAUAAUAAUGACAGCUGGAUAACAUCAGUGAUUGAAAAUAAGUCAGACAAUAAGCUGAACAUUCAUGUCAACAACGAGUUAAGUAAAAAUUGUGUGAACAGCAGAGGACUCAACACGUAUGUGGUGGAGGUGGCACCAAGGUCUACAACGGUUUGUCAGCAUGCAAUGCCUCUGAAUGAACGACAAGAAUGGAUCUAUCAUUGUGUAUAUUCCCUGAUAUCUUAAAUGCUUCCACCUGGAACUGGCAAACUAAGAAUUUCUUCAUAUUCAGUCUGUUAUUUGUUGGUCAAGUAAUGCUGAUCAAUUUAACUGACAUAUAUAUAAGUUUGUAGGUUUAUGCAUUUUAUACUUCAUGUUCAUGUUAGAUACUUUUAACAUUAAAAUAUGUUUUUAAUCUCUGGCCUUACUAGUGGGAAAUCUUACAUAUUUUUGUUUAGAUAAGUCAAAACAAAA